AUGGACAAAAAAGCAACUGCGCUUCUGAAGCUGAUAUACCUGGAAAUGUUCGGAUAUGAUAUGUCAUGGGCAGCAUUUCACGUUCUGGAGGUGAUGUCAUCUCAAAAAUAUCUUGAGAAGCGAGUAGGAUAUCUAGGAGCUGCUCAGAGCUUCCAUUCAGACACAGAAAUUUUGAUGUUAGCUACAAACCUGUUGAAAAAGGAUAUGAUCUCUCCGCUUGUACCAACAAUGACCUUACCACUCUUAGUUCUCCCUCACAUUAUCUCACCAUCGUUAGCCUUAUCUCUCCUAUCAGAUUUGACACCACGCCUAUCUCACUCUCAUUCGUCUGUACGUAAAAAGGCAGUGGUGAACCUCUAUCGACUCUCUCUCGUUUACCCAGAGGCAUUUCACCUAGCAUGGCCAAGGAUCCAAGAGCGCUUAAUGGACGAGCAAGAGGACGAUAGUGUCACUGCAUCUGUGAUCAAUGUUGUCUGUGAACUUGGCUGGAGACGACCGCGGGAUUUCCUGCAACUUGCGCCAAGGUUGUUUGGUUUACUAGUAGAUGGCGGGAACAACUGGAUGGCAAUAAAAGUUCUUAAACUUUUUACAUUCUUAACGCCUUUGGAACCACGACUGGUCCACAAACUUAUCCGUCCUUUGACAUUAAUCAUUAAAACAACUUGUGCCAUGUCUCUACUGUAUGAAUCUAUCAAUGGAGUUAUUCAGGGAGGGAUCCUUGAAAAUUCCGAAAGUGAAGGAGAGUCCAUUGCACACUUAUGUGUAGAAAAGCUCAGUGGAAUGUUAUUUUUGGAAGGAGACCCAAAUUUAAAAUAUGUUUCCCUCCUCGCCUUCAACAGAAUCAUACUUUCAUAUCCAAUGUUAGUUUCACAGCAACAAACCCUGAUUAUGGAUUGCCUUGGUGACAAGGAUAUUUCAAUACGACUACAGGCUUUGGAACUUAUCUCUGGAAUGAUCACCACCGAUAACCUGCAAUAUGUUGUGGGCCAACUUAUUACACAGCUUCAAAAGUCACCCAUUGAGGAAGUUGUGGCAAAAGAUUUUCUAAUGGAAACCAAACCAGUAGGAGAUGCUUAUGAUCAACAUAUCCCGGAAUCAUUGCAAGUAAACAAAAAGCAGAGCCAUACUAUUUUUCUUCCAAAUGACUACCAAGUGGAGGUUUUAAAUCGGAUCCUAGAUAUGUGCUCAAGGAGUACGUAUUCGUUCAUACUGGAUUUUGAGUGGUAUCUCGACGUCCUAGUACAGCUAGUGCAGUUAGUUCCCGCGUCCAGCUCGCCGCUCAGGGUCUCAACAGUGGCAUCGGUAGAGUCCGAGGACCGACUGGAGAGGUGCGCUUCUCGAAUUGGCUUCGAGCUGCGCAAUGUCGCCGUUCGAGUAAAAGGUAUAAGAAGUGAAGCCGUGCAUGCCGCGGAGUCCCUGAUAUCAAUGGAUAAUCGGGAAAUAUUGUUUCCAGCCAAUUCACAGUCCAGAGUUCCAGUGUUAGAAUACGCCUCUUGGAUAGUCGGGGAGUUUUCUGAGUAUCUCGCUAGCCCAGAACAAUCUCUGUCAUCUUUAAUUUACCCGGCAAACGUGAAACUAUCCCCAAAGGUGAUAUCUUCUUACAUUCAAGCUAUCCCUAAAGUGCUUGUUCAUUUAGCAAGAAACAACCAAUGCUCCGCCAAACAAACUGAGAUACAACUUACCAAGAUACUGGAUUUUUUGAAGAAUCUGUCCCUGCAUUCCGACCUUGAUAUUCAAGAGCGGGCGACUGGUUUCCUAGAGCUUUUCAACUUGACUGCCGAAGCACUUUCGCAAGAAACUGCUGGGAAACCACCUCUGUUAUUAUCUUCCGCGAUUCCAACCCUCUUCUCUGGCUUGGAUCUUAAUCCCGUUGCGAUGAGUGCUCAAAAAAAGGUACCAGUCCCUGAAGAUCUGAAGUUGUAUACACCUAUCAACCCCAGAUUAGCGUUUCUGCUUGAGCAGUCCCAAGAUAUCACCUUGGAUUCAUUAUCUAAGACGGAGAUAAAUGUCUUUUACUACGAGAUGCCACCCGUGGGCGACAACUCGUUUCCCAAGGAAAUUUUAUCGCCAUACCCAGCCGCUAGCUCGCCGUCUUAUCAGAACAUAAAAGAUGACACCCUUACUUUGGACGCGAUAACUAAACGACGAGCGGAGCGGCGAGAACAAAACAAAGAAGAACCUUUCUAUAUUGGAAUCGACAGUCCGGGUAACUCAUCCACCCCAGUACCCGCAACCAAUAGCGAAGACUUGGACCUCGACUCCAUUCCAAUAAUUGAUUUAGCAAUUAACAAGCGUAACAUACCUGGGACUACAAAGUUACGCCCAAACAACAGCGACAACCAAAGGAGGUUUGAAAUUAUUGGUGAUGAAACUAUAGAUGUUAUGAAUGGUCAAUCAACAUCCUGUCCACCGCUCAAGGCAGGGACGAAAACUGGGAAACCAAUGGUUGACAUUAAUUUCGGGUCUGUCAAUGGCCCUUUACCCAAAGGCCGCAAUCCUAGUGUCUUAACUGAAGAGCACGAGAUGGCAAAAGCAAUAGAGAAGGUUGAGCAAUUUCGAUUGAAAAUGCAGCGGACCACCGAGCAAAUACACGUCGUAGACGACGUCCCGCCAGAAGGCGCAUUAGUAAAGAGGAAGAAGAAAAAGAGAGUUAAGCUCACCAACGUAGAUGCUGGUCAUGCUAACGAAAUAUCUAUCAAGGUUAACAAAGAAACCUGA
Messenger RNA from Ophidiomyces ophidiicola, 2718 nucleotides. It is a transcript of the gene APL5, whose product is annotated as AP-3 complex subunit delta. The coding region runs from base 1 to 2718 and encodes 905 amino acids. Lineage: Eukaryota; Fungi; Ascomycota; Eurotiomycetes; Onygenales; Onygenaceae. Gene Ontology annotation, biological process: Golgi to vacuole transport; protein targeting to vacuole. Gene Ontology annotation, cellular component: endosome membrane; membrane coat; AP-3 adaptor complex. The record is from RefSeq and is a predicted model, not a curated record. The transcript has 5 exons.